AUGGAGCACCGAACGCAUUGGGCAAUCAAGCAAAUCAACUUUGAUCUCCACAAUGCGGGUGAGCAAAGGCUUCUAGAGCUUCAUGAGUUGGAAGAGUUGAGAAUGAACGCAUAUGACAGUGCAAGCCUCUACAAAGCAAGAACCAAGGCAUGGCACGACGCUCAAAUUUCCAAGAAGGAAUUUGUGGAAGGACAAAAGGUCCUACUCUACAAUUCAAGACUCAAGCUCUUCCCCGGGAAAUUGAGGUCUAGAUGGAGCGGUCCAUUUCAAGUAUCCAAAGCCUUUCCUUAUGGCUCGGUUGAGAUAUUCAAUGACAAGUACCCUCCAUUCAAAGUGAAUGGGCACCGUCUCAAGCCAUACUAUGAGGGUCAACUAAUUGAGAAGCCAGAAAAUUUAUCUCUCAUUGAUGUUUUCAAGUCACCAUGA
Molecule: messenger RNA, 426 nt
Organism: Chenopodium quinoa (quinoa)
Lineage: Eukaryota; Viridiplantae; Streptophyta; Magnoliopsida; Caryophyllales; Amaranthaceae
Exons: 1
Coding region: 1-426 (141 amino acids)
Source: RefSeq, a predicted model, not a curated record